Messenger RNA from Osmerus eperlanus (European smelt), 3282 nucleotides. RefSeq names its product dihydropyrimidine dehydrogenase b (gene dpydb). Gene Ontology annotation, molecular function: dihydropyrimidine dehydrogenase (NADP+) activity; NADP binding; iron-sulfur cluster binding. Gene Ontology annotation, cellular component: cytoplasm; cytosol. The record is from RefSeq and is a predicted model, not a curated record. The transcript is spliced from 23 exons. Bases 155 to 3229 code for a protein of 1024 amino acids. Lineage: Eukaryota; Metazoa; Chordata; Actinopteri; Osmeriformes; Osmeridae. Gene Ontology annotation, biological process: thymine catabolic process; uracil catabolic process.
GCUUGGUUAGGUGUUUUUGUUAGCAGACACGUUCACCUUAGUUCACGCGCUUUGGGUUACCAGAGAAAUACUUUCCAUUGAACCAAGAAAUUCAGGAAUUGCGACAAUAAUCGUUUUUCCUAUCGUGACAUCAAAAAACAUCCGAGGAUAAGCCAUGUUGAGUAAGGAUGUCGCCGAUAUUGAGAGUAUCCUGGCACUGAACCCUCGGGUGAAGACCCACGCUGAGAUCUUCUCCACGGCAACCAAGAAGAAGGAGAAGAAACACUGGAAGAGGAACCCAGAGAAGAGCUGUGAUAGCUGUGUGCAGCUGGAGAACAACUUUGAUGACAUCAAGCACACCACCCUGAGUGAACGGGGGGCCCUGCGGGAGGCCCUGAGGUGUUUGAAAUGUGCUGAUGCUCCGUGUCAGAAGAGCUGUCCUACCAACCUGGACAUCAAGACCUUCAUCACCAGCAUCUCCAACAAGAACUACUAUGGCGCAGCGAAGUCCAUCCUGUCAGACAACCCUUUGGGUCUGACCUGUGGGAUGGUGUGCCCAACGUCAGAGCUGUGUGUGGGGGGCUGCAACCUGUUUGCCUCCGAGGAGGGGCCCAUCAACAUCGGAGGGCUGCAGCAGUUUGCCACCGAGGUGUUCAGUAAGAUGGGGAUCCCCCAGGUGAGGAACCCGGCUCUGCCCCCCGCAGACCAGAUGCCCCCCAGCUUCCAUUCUCGAAUCGCUCUGAUUGGCUGCGGCCCGGCCAGCGUGAGCUGCGCUUCCUUCCUGGCGCGCCUGGGCUACGAUGACAUCACCGUGUUCGAGAAGCAGAAGUUCAUCGGAGGACUGAGCACAGCAGAGAUCCCCCAGUUCAGACUACCCUACGAGGUGGUGCAGUUUGAGAUAGACCUGAUGAAGGACCUGGGAGUUAAGGUGGUGCUGGAAAAGGGUCUGGGGGUAGAUGGGAUGACCAUCCCCUCUCUGAAGGAGCAGGGCUACCAGGCUGUCUUCAUCGGGAUUGGUUUGCCCCAGGCCAACAGAGCCAAGAUCUUCAAGGGUCUGACUAUGGAGCAGGGCUUCUUCACCUCCAAGGACUUCCUCCCCAUGGUGGCCAAGGCCAGCAAGACAGGGAUGUGUAGUUGCCGUGGCUCCCUGCCUGAGUUGAGGGGCGUGGUCAUCGUGCUGGGGGCGGGAGACACAGCGUUUGACUGCGCUACGUCGGCGCUGCGCUGUGGAGCCAGGAGGGUGUUUGUGGUGUUCAGGAAGGGCUUCACCAACAUCAGAGCUGUCCCAGAGGAGAUGGAGCUGGCCAAGGAGGAGAAGUGUGAGUUCCUGCCCUUCCUGUCUCCGCGUGAGGUCAUCAUGAAGGCGGGCCGCGUGGCCGGACUGCAGCUCUGCCGCACAGAGCUAACGGAGGCUGGUGAUUGGCUGGAGGACGAGGAGCAGAUCGUACGCCUCAAGGCCGAUUACAUCAUCAGUGCCUUCGGGUCGAUGCUGGACGACCCCCAGGUCCAGGCAGCGCUGGCUCCGGUGAAGCUGAACCGCUGGGGCACCCCGGAGCUGGACUCAGACACCAUGCAGACCAGCGAGCCCUGGGUGUUCGCCGGCGGAGACAUCGCUGGACUGGCCAACACCACCGUGGAGUCGGUCAACGACGGCAAGCAGGCCUCCUGGCACAUCCACAAGUACCUGCAGUCGCUGCAUGGCCAGACGGUGGACAGCACUCCCACCCUGCCUCUGUUCCACUGCUCCAUCGACACGGUGGACAUCAGCGUGGACCUCUGUGGCAUCCGCUUCCCCAACCCCUUCGGCCUGGCCUCAGCCCCGCCCACCACCUCCACCGCCAUGAUCCGCAGGGCCUUCGAGCAGGGCUGGGGGUUCGCCCUCACCAAGACCUUCGGCCUGGACAAGGACCUGGUGACUAACGUGUCUCCUCGUAUCGUGCGUGGCACCACGUCAGGGCACGUGUUCGGCCCCGGCCAGGGAUCCUUCCUCAACAUCGAGCUGAUCAGUGAGAAGACUGCAGCCUACUGGUGCCAGGGUGUGACCGAGCUAAAGGCUGACUUCCCCAAUAACGUUAUCAUCUCCAGUAUCAUGUGCAGCUAUAACAAAAGUGACUGGACAGUGCUGGCUAAGAUGGCUGAGGCAUCAGGAGCAGAUGCGUUGGAGCUAAACCUGUCCUGUCCUCACGGGAUGGGAGAGAAAGGCAUGGGACUGGCCUGUGGACAGGACACAGAGCUGGUGAGAAACAUCUGCCGCUGGGUACGGCAGGCCACCACUAUCCCCUUUUUCGCCAAGCUCACGCCCAACGUCACCAACAUAGUGGACAUCGCCAAGGCUGCACACGAAGGCGGGGCUGACGGGGUCACAGCCACUAACACGGUGUCGGGGAUGAUGGGGCUGAAGGCCGACGGCUCUCCCUGGCCCGGCGUCGGCAAGGGCAAACGCACCACCUACGGAGGAGUGUCUGGUAACGCUAUCCGUCCCAUUGCUCUGCGGGCGGUGUCGGCCAUCGGCCGGGCCCUGCCAGGGUUCCCCAUCCUGGCCACCGGGGGCAUCGACUCUGCUGAGGCCGGCCUGCAGUUCCUCCACGCUGGGGCCUCCGUACUGCAGGUGUGCAGCGCGGUGCAGAACCAGGACUUCACCCUGAUCGAGGACUACUGCCUGGGGCUGAAGGCUCUGCUGUACCUGAAGAGCCUGGAGGAGCUGCAGGGCUGGGACGGCCAGUCUCCGCCCACACUCAGGCACCAGAAGGGGAAACCUGUCCCCCGCGUGGAGGAGCUGGUGGGGAAGAGCCUGCCCAGUUUCGGGCCCUACCUGCAGGAGCGCACCGACGCCCUGGCAGAGUACAAGAAGAGACUGAGAGACGCCAACGACAACAUCGUCACGGAAACCAACGCUGCCCGCGUCAACAUCCCCAAGAAACCCGUACCUUCUGUCAAGGAUGUGAUCGCCAGGGCUCUGAAGCAUAUCGGGGCGUACCAGGAGCUGGAUAACAAGGAGCAGGUGGUGGCCCUCAUAGACGAGGAGAUGUGCAUCAACUGUGGCAAAUGUUACAUGACCUGCAACGACUCUGGAUACCAGGCCAUCACGUUCGAUCCAGAGACCCACUUCCCCGUGGUCAUGGACACCUGCACCGGCUGCACACUCUGCUACUCUGUGUGCCCCAUCAUCGACUGCAUCCAGAUGGUCACCAGGACCACCCCCUACACCCCCAAGAGAGGCCUGCCGCAGGCGGUCCACCCUGUUUGCUAGGGGAGAGGGGAGUGGUGAGGGAGAGGAGGGGUGAGGGAGAGAGGGUUGAGGGA